UUGUUGUUUGGCAUCAGAAUUGUUUGUGGUUCCGAGAAGAAAGGGACGAAGUUGAGACAAGAACAAUGAGAUUCAGGAGGGGUGAGUAUGGUCAGGCCCAGCUAUUUAAGGGCCGUCAAUGUCCCCUCAAUAUCCUCAUCAUCACCAUAAUCAUCAUCCAAAUCCUCUUCUCUCCCGGACCUCUGGAUUUACUUCCGAUCUAUCCACUUUCCUUUUACAGUCCACUUUUUUUGUACUGAUUAUCCACCCUGUCUUAUUAAUCUCACUCUCUAUCUAUACAAAAUGACCGACCUCCAGCCCCUCCGUAUCGUCUUCGCCUGCGAUGAAGCCGGCCAACCCUACAAGGAAACCCUCAAAGCCGCAUUCGAAAAGAACCCCCUUGUCGCCUCCAUAAUCGACGUCGGUGUCGACUCCACCUCCGACAAAACCGCCUACCCACACCCUGCCGUCGCCGGCGCUAAACUCAUCCGCGAAGGCAAAGCGGACCGUGGUCUCUUCAUUUGCGGAACCGGUCUGGGUGUUGCCAUCUCCGCAAACAAAGUUCCCGGAAUCCGUGCCGUCACUGCCCACGACUCAUUCUCCGUUGAGCGGUCCAUCUUAAGCAACGACGCUCAGGUGCUCUGCUUCGGCCAGCGGGUUAUUGGUAUCGAGUUGGCGAAGAAGCUGGCUUCGGAAUGGAUUACCUACCGCUUCGAUCCUAAGAGUUCUUCUGCUGCUAAGGUCCAGGCUAUCUGUGACUAUGAGGCAGAGCUCUCUGCUCAGUAAUGCGAACUAUGUGUACAUGUGUUAACAGACAUACGAUUACGUUCGAAGACUUAGGCCUCGUUUCGUUGAUAAGACUCGGUCUGCGAGGUGAUUGUAUAGAUACGACAUUCAGAUGGUGCCAUUUUCAGCCCUCUUCAACAUUUUGAUUAUUAGCGUUAUGAUACCACGACUAUGAUGAAUUUGGCUGGCUGAACCUUACUUUCUUCCGUAUAUAGUUAAAGAUAUUUCAAUAUACAAAGUACAUGUGCUAAUGUGUUCCGAA
Molecule: messenger RNA, 1027 nt
Organism: Aspergillus ruber CBS 135680
Lineage: Eukaryota; Fungi; Ascomycota; Eurotiomycetes; Eurotiales; Aspergillaceae
Product: RpiB/LacA/LacB family sugar-phosphate isomerase
Exons: 1
Coding region: 283-765 (160 amino acids)
Biological process (GO): carbohydrate metabolic process
Cellular component (GO): intracellular anatomical structure
Molecular function (GO): isomerase activity
Source: RefSeq, a predicted model, not a curated record